UAGUUAUUGUUUACGCUACAAAGCCAGCGGUCCUUUUAUGGGCUCUAUAAAUCCUCUCAACAAAGGUUUUGAUUCCCUGCUUCCAAUACUUUUAACAAAAUAGCAAAACAUAUCUCCAAAAACGCACUCUCUCUCUCUCUGAAACCUGAAUAAUAUAUUGCAGUCGUUAGGAUCUUGAGAUUUGACUCUUCUUAAAUCUUUGAUUCUGACCAAGUACCAUGAACUUCCUGGCGCCGUUGCUAAUGGCGAUCCCUAGUCCAGUUCAUGUCGUUCUUGUUGUUACUCUAUUGAGCACUUUGGCACCGACAAGUGCAAAUGUGGAAGGGGAUGCUUUGUAUGCUUUGAGGAGAGCUGUGAAGGACCCGGAAAACGUGCUGGAGAGUUGGGAUCCAACAUUGGUGGAUCCUUGUACUUGGUUUCAUGUUACCUGCGAUGGUGAUAAUCGAGUUACACGUCUCGACCUUGGAAAUGCAAAGCUGUCGGGCAGUUUAGUACCCGAGUUGGGAAAGCUGGAGCGUCUUCAAUAUCUGGAACUGUACAUGAACAACUUGGUGGGUUCCAUACCAGAGGAAGUUGGAGGACUGAAGAGCCUAGUGAGCUUGGAUCUCUACCACAACAACCUCACUGGGUCCAUCCCUGCUUCACUUUCCAAGCUCCCUAAUCUAAAGUUCCUGCGACUGAAUAGUAACAGACUGAGUGGAAGAAUACCAAGACAACUUACAAAACUUGGAAAUCUAAAGAUCCUUGACGUAUCCAACAACGAUUUGUGCGGCACCAUCCCUACCUCCGGCUCCUUCGCUAAGUUGUCAGAGGAAAGUUUCAUGAACAACUCGAAACUGGAAGGACCAGAGCUGAUGGGAUUUGUGAGAUACGAUACUGGAGGGUGCAAAUGAUGCGCAGCAAUGCCUCUUUUUGCCAAUUCCAUAUAUUGUCUCUUUAUAUGGAAACGGUUGUGUUACGUAUACUAGUUAUUACUUCGCACAUAAUAGCAGUAAAAGACUACUUGUAUCAAGUAGUUGUCAUCUUUGGGAGUCAAGCCUAAGCCAAUUGUAUCUCCUUUUGCUUGCUGCAAUAUGGAGUUCUUCAUCCACUCUGCAUCUGCUCCUUUGGAUUUAUCAUUUUAUACUAUCAGACAGUAAUUAUUCGUGACAUUCAUCCACAUAGGAAAAAAGAGCUGAAACAUUCUAAAUGCUUUCUUAUCCACAGCACAACCAAACUUGUGAAUGUGCUUGGGCACAAAUUGCAGUGACAGAUGCUGAGAAUCACCAUCCCCAGGAUUAGUUCUCGAUUACAGGAAAACAAAUAAAUGUUGUCAAGCUUUAUAAA
Messenger RNA from Theobroma cacao (cacao), 1326 nucleotides. RefSeq names its product leucine-rich repeat protein 1-like. Gene Ontology annotation, molecular function: protein binding. The record is from RefSeq and is a predicted model, not a curated record. Lineage: Eukaryota; Viridiplantae; Streptophyta; Magnoliopsida; Malvales; Malvaceae.